Aspergillus thermomutatus is the source of this 2289-nucleotide messenger RNA. RefSeq lists its product as uncharacterized. Gene Ontology annotation, cellular component: fungal-type vacuole membrane. Gene Ontology annotation, biological process: regulation of DNA-templated transcription; transmembrane transport. The coding region runs from base 1 to 2289 and encodes 762 amino acids. Gene Ontology annotation, molecular function: zinc ion binding; transmembrane transporter activity; DNA-binding transcription factor activity, RNA polymerase II-specific. Lineage: Eukaryota; Fungi; Ascomycota; Eurotiomycetes; Eurotiales; Aspergillaceae. The record is from RefSeq and is a predicted model, not a curated record. The transcript is spliced from 4 exons.
AUGACUGCUAGUUCGGAUUAUCGCAGUGAAGCGUCGUCUCCUCCUUCCACUCUCCCUGUUGAGGAGGUCGAAGCAGAGAAAGUCAUCCCGGUGCAGGAGACAGCGACUCCUCCUCCCCCUCCGAAUGGAGGGCUGGUAGCAUGGCUCCAAGUUGUCGGAGCCUUUUUCCUCUUCUUCAACUCCUGGGGCGUGGUUAACACCUUUGGCGUGUACCAGACCUACUAUGAGACGGACCUGUUGCAUGGUCACUCUCCCUCGUCCAUAUCCUGGAUUGGCACUGUCCAGGGCUUUCUCCUGUUCCUGGUUGGAGUCGUUGCCGGUCCCUUCUUUGACAAGGGGUACCUCAAGACCAUGAUAGCCCUGGGCUCGUUUCUGGUCGUCUUCGGUCUGAUGAUGACUUCCCUGUCAAGCCAGUACUACCAAGUCUUUCUGGCUCAUGGAAUUGCCGUCGGAAUCGGUUGUGCGUUCCUGUUCCUGCCUAGCAUCGCCAUCGUGGCCACUUACUUUACCACGCGGCGGGCUGUGGCGACGGGCAUCACGGCGUCAGGAGGAAGCAUCGGCUCCGUGAUAUACCCCAUCAUCUUCCGCAAACUCAUCGACCCACUCGGCUUUGGCUGGACCACCCGUAUCAUCGGCUUCAUCGCCCUAGGCGGGCUGUGCGUCUCCCUCGCCGUGAUGCGCAUGCGACUGCCCCCUCCCAAGCAGACCCGAUCCCUCCUCGACCUUUCUGCCUUCAAAGAAACCUCCUUCCUGAUCUUCAGCUUCGGUCUGUUCUGCGCCUUCGUCGGCCUCUACUUCCCUUUCUUCUACCUCCCCACCUACAUGUCCACCGUCGUCCACUCAACCGACAACCUAGCCUUCUACAUCAUCGCCAUCCUCAACGCCACCUCCGUCUUCGGCCGUAUCACCCCCGGCCUGGUGGCAGACCGUAUCGGCUCCCUCAACACCAUCAUCCCCAUGGCUCUGAGUGCGGCGAUCCUCGCGUACGCCUGGAUCGGGAUCAAGAACAUUGCAGGGACGAUCGUGUUCGCGUGUCUGUAUGGGUUUGCCUCUGGGGCGAUUGUCUCGUUGCCGCCGACGAUUGUGGCCCGGUUGAGUCCGAAUAUGAGUAUUGUCGGGGCGAGGAUGGGGAUGUGCUUUACGUUUGCCGGGUUGGGGCUGUUGAUUGGGAAUCCGAUUGCCGGGGCACUGUUGGACCUGGAGAAGGGGGUGUUUUGGAAGGCGGAGCUGUUCAGCGCGGUCAUGUGCGAUGAAGCCAAGCCAACCUGUAGAAAUUGCAACAAACACGCAGUAGACUGCAUAUAUUCCCUCCCAAACGGAGGAAGCCCCGUCUCCCAAUCUCAAAGGGCAUCUCCGCAGGCCUCAAACCCGAGCAGUUGCGCAUCUUCAGACCUAGCAGUGCACGAUCUUGAGCUGCUGCACCAUUUCUCUACAUCCACUGCCUACACAUUCUCUCGACACCCAGCACUGCAAACCUUCUGGCGAAUCGAUGCACCGCAGAUCGGAUUUGAUGCCCACUAUACGCUGCGAGCGAUGCUAGCCAUAUCCGCCCUCCACAUGGCUUACCUACGACCAGCGCAAAGGCAAUUCUACGUGUCUCAGGCAGAACACCAUCACAACGUAGCGUUGAAGUUCGUCACGUCGAAUAUGACACAACUAAUGGACGAGAAUAGCUCAGCGGUCUUUCUGUUCUCCAUCCUCACUAGCUUUUUCUCCUGCGCUAAGCCGCGGAAACUCGACGACCUGCUUCUCUUCCAGCAGGGACGAAUCUCCGAGUGGCUGGUCCUCUUCCGCGGAACGGGGACAAUAGUCGAAUAUGCGCAGGAAGAACUCCGCUCGGGACCAUUGGCAACGUUGCUGAGUAUUCGGCGGCGCCGGUCUGCGUACCGCAACACCCUAUCCACCCAGGGGCAAGCCUUCAUGGAUGAUCUGGAGGAGUUAGUCGGAGAAGAGGUCAAAGAGCAGCAGGAGCUACAGGUUUACUUGGGAGCAAUACAGGAAAUGAAGGUUUCGUUUGCUCUGUGGCCGGACGCGGGGAUCUGGGAGACGGGGGAUAUCUUUGUCUGGCUGCUGCGCGUGUCGGAGGAGUUUCUUACUCUCCUCCGAGAGCAGCGAUAUGUGGCGCUGGUGAUAUUUGGUUACUUCUGUCCCUUGCUUCGUCGGUUGGAAUGGAUGUGGUGGAUGGAGGGGUGGAGUGUGCAUUUACUCUCUCGGAUCCAUGGGUUGCUGGACCAGGAGCAUCGCACUUGGAUCCAGUGGCCGAUGGAACAACUUGGGUGGAGGCCUUAA